CAGUUAAGUCAUCUCAUAAGGUUUCUUGGGUCUGAAUUGGUUGCUGAUAUUAAGAUGAAAACAAAAAUCAGCAGACUGCAAGCUGCCAGGUCCCGGAAUGAAGAUCACUGCCCUAACUGGUCGUUUACUAUUUUUUCGGACAUUGGGGCGUUUUAGUGGAGCGUAACCUCGGCCUACGACAUGAAUUAAAUAAGUGAUUUAGAAUAUUCAACGUGAUAGAACGAACCCGUUGAUCUAAUUAAUGGAUACGCUAAAUGUAACAUAAGGGUUAGAAAUAGCCGUAGUUGUUUUAAAAUAGGGAUGUGUACCUAAGGGGAAAACAUAGCCCAUUAUUUUUAACUGUUCAGACGAAUAUGAUGAAUAGGCUUCUAUGUAAAGGCUCCUAUCGCCUCGUCACAUUUCAACAAACGAACUGGUGGAAUUUGCAAAUGUAACUGUCCAAAUAAUUAUCUUCGAAAGCAGGCAUACGAGUAGAGACGAUGACUUUUCUCUUGUGGGACCGGGUCUCGACGAUAUCUGGUUUUAGCCUACUGCAGUUGUGCAUUUCUAUGCAGUGGGUGGCUUUCAGUGACACGCUCAUCAUGGAGGAAUAACAGGGGACAUUGUUUCUAUUUCAUUGAAGAAACAAAGAGCAAGAGAAAACAACAUGAAGCAUUUUCUCAGGGUGCUGACCCAGUUCUUUGUGUUCCUGUAUUGCAAAUGGCUGUGGCGGACCCUAAAAUUUGUGACCCGAAAGGUCACAGGGAGAUGUGAGCUUCAGCGCAUCUGCUACGGCAACAAGCCUGGAGCCCGCAGGACCCUUCAGAUAGAGUCUUCUCUCAAGUUCUCCAAGAGUGAGCUCCUGCAGUCUGCAGUAAGUGUUCGUCCAGACUCUGUGGAGAAGGUCAUCGAUGACAUAAUGACCCUGAAGAAGAUCAAACCUGCCACAAACCCACAGCUUGGUAUAUCUCUCCAGGCCAGUCUUCUUCAGAUUGUGGGCUACAGAGGCCUUCUCGGGGAGGUGGGGAACCUGCGAAGAGAGCCAUACGACUGUGAGAACCCUGAGCAUGAACACAUGCUACUGAAGCUGUGGAAAACGCUAUGCCCUAAUGCCCCUCUGACUGGGCGCAUAACAAAGCAGUGGUGUGAAAUUGGUUUCCAAGGCAGCGACCCCAAGACUGACUUCCGAGGCAUGGGUCUGCUGGGCCUGCAUAACCUGCUAUAUUUUGCUGAACAUGACAAAGCCACAGCCCUGCAGAUGCUCCAUGACUCUCUUCAACCGAGGCACAGCAAGCUGAGCAAGGUGGAGUGGGAGAAGACGACGGUUGCCAAAGCAAUUGGGUAUUCCUUUGCCAUUGUUGGCAUCAACAUCACAGACCUGGCAUACUCUCUGCUGGUGAGCGGAGCCUUGAAGACGCACUUGUACAACGUUGCCCCGGAGAUGCCCAGUCUCAUGCACUUUCAGCAGACUUUCUGCUACCUCAUGCAGGAGUUCCACAAGUUCUGGGUUGAACAGGACCCCUGUGACAUCAUGGAGUUCAACUGCAUUCGCAACAAGUUCCACAAAAGGAUCCUGAAGCAGCUGAGCAAUCCCAACAUGGCCUUAUGCCCCCACUUUGCUGCUUCAGACCUUCUCCUGGUCAACUUGUAGUCACCUUUGACCCCUGGUCUCUCCUCGCCUGCCAGCUGUCUCGCAUCACUGCCAAUUAUUUAUCCCUGUUCCACAUAUCAUCCCACUUAUCUUACCAUCACAUUACCAUCACAGUCCAUACUGCCAGCAGCCCCACUGAUGACCGUGCUGAUUGUGUGCAUACAGGACGCUGCUGAAACGCUUUAAUCCACGGGGCCCUGUGAUUGGCACAUUCAUCAGUAGAGCCAAUCACACAGCUGCUCUUGAAUAAGCUUAGCCAUUCAAGCUGUUUAUUGUCCUGCAAGAUAACUUUUGUUUGCUGAUGCGGUCCAACUUCAGAAAUUCAUUGACAAACAAAAUGUGGAACAAUGUUAUCUAGUAUUGGCAUUGAUCUAUCUUUAUAUAUUGCAGGUGAUAAUUUAGAGAAUUUAUAAAUGGUGUGCCAACAGGAGGUAAAAGAUGUAAUCUCAACAAAUGUACUGUAAAAAACAAACAAUGAUUGCUUAUUGUUUAUGAGAAACUGUGUAAUGUGGCACACUGGUUCUUUGUUCUAAUUGCCAAAGCAAUAAUUCCAAGGUUUGUCUGGGCAUUGUGAUUAUCAGUGCAGGUGCAAAUGCUGUUUUUCAUCUUUAGUAUGAAACCAUACAUUGACAGUGGUGAUCACAUAUCGUAUUGUAAGUGUGAUGUUACAAGGACUCUCCAUCAACAUUGGCACUAUUUCUUUAUAACAUACUAAAUAUUUGUGCUGAGUAUUAAUUUAAAAGACAGUAUUUUUUAUUUUGCAACUGUUUUCCAUGACAUUCACUCUAUUAUAUUUGCAUGCUUUUCUACGUUUAAUCUUUGUGUACAAGCUUACUAACCCCUGUGACUUUUGGAAAAUAUUAAUAUGCAAGUUUGAACUGAAGUUGAUCUAUAGCUGUUGAGUUCUUGGCAUUAAAUCAUGGCUGUAUAGCACACUCAAUUUUUAUGUCAUGCAUAGCUCUGUCUUAGGAAAGCAAUGUAGAAUCUUACACUGCUGGAAUUUAUCAUUGUGUCCGAGUGUAAAAUUCUGUAUGGGUGUGACAUUGCUUUUUUGCGGUCUUGUACAGUGAUACUCCAGUGUAAAUGGUCUGUUUAUGAUAACUGUCGUCUUCAGCUUGCUUUGCUCAGAAAAAUGUGUUAUCUUUAUAUACAUCUGGUAUAAAUGAUUGAUUGUGUUUUUGUACUUUUGUAAAUAGUUUGAUCAAUAUUGGUAAAAUGGAAUUUGUGUUUUAGGUAAAGGACAUUUCUUAAAUGUGCAAUGAUUAUUUUAGGAGUAGUUCAUACCACAGCUUUUAACACCUUUUAUAAUACAAUAAGCACAAGUUCAUCAACUCAGUCUGCAUAACUGUGUAUAUUGGCAACACAUUGUUUGCUUUGCCUAGAUGUAUGCAAAUAAAAUGUGCACUGGUUGUGCAUUCGCUUGUGUAAUGUCCUCUAGAAACUGUGCCGUGAGAAAUGAUGCUUGGAAUUUAUACAAACUGUGUAAUAUAAUAAAAGACAAUACUAAA
Anguilla rostrata (American eel) is the source of this 3138-nucleotide messenger RNA. Its product is annotated as ELMO domain-containing protein 1-like. Lineage: Eukaryota; Metazoa; Chordata; Actinopteri; Anguilliformes; Anguillidae. Gene Ontology annotation, molecular function: GTPase activator activity. The record is from RefSeq and is a predicted model, not a curated record. The transcript is spliced from 11 exons. The coding region runs from base 647 to 1630 and encodes 327 amino acids.